This is a messenger RNA of Mercenaria mercenaria, 1934 nucleotides long. RefSeq names its product G2/mitotic-specific cyclin-B2-like. The record is from RefSeq and is a predicted model, not a curated record. Gene Ontology annotation, molecular function: cyclin-dependent protein serine/threonine kinase regulator activity. Gene Ontology annotation, cellular component: cytoplasm; centrosome; nucleus. The coding region runs from base 140 to 1504 and encodes 454 amino acids. Lineage: Eukaryota; Metazoa; Mollusca; Bivalvia; Venerida; Veneridae. The transcript is spliced from 10 exons. Gene Ontology annotation, biological process: regulation of cyclin-dependent protein serine/threonine kinase activity; mitotic cell cycle phase transition.
AUAAUUCUUGGUUGAGUGCAUUUGUAUCAAUAGAGUUGUUCAAGUGGAAAGCAACAAUAACUCGUGCUUUUGGCGCAACUUGUCAUUCGGUCAUCAAAACAUUCAAAAGUGAGGGUGUUCAAGUGAAAACAGGGACAACAUGACAUCCAUUUCUGUGGCCCAGCACCCCAAUAUAAUGGCGAGACACAGGGGGAACCAGUUCACGGGUAAGGAAAAUGUGGGUAGGGAGAACCAAGCUGUAAGGAAAGCGGGAGAAAUUGCCCAGGGGAAUGCAUUUGCCGACUUCAAAUUUACUGAAUUCAAGAAAGACGAAGGACUAAAGGAGAGACCUGGGUUAACUGAUGGGACAAACAGGCACGUCGGGUACGUUAACAAAAUCCGUCGGGAUUCAGUAAGUGGUAAACCCAAAGAGGUGAAAAAGGUUCCUUUAGUCAGGACACACAGUAAAGUCAGUUUCAAACCAGGGGGAAGGAAGCCGUCUGUUAGUGAGAAGAAACAAACUCGGUUCACAGUUCCAGUACCUAGCCAUGUUGUCCCUGAUGAUCACGAAUUAUCGCCUAUGGAUGUGGACUCGCCGAUGGUGAGAAUAAGAAGUGUAAUGACUCGAAAGCCACACGGUGUCCUUGACAUUGAUGCCAUUAAGGACCCUUUGACGUGCUCAGAAUAUGCCCAGGAUGUCAUUGAUUACCUCCAGAUGGUUGAGAGACGUUCAUCGUUUCCAGAGAAGUACCUCCAGCAGAAGGGUAGCGAUGUGACACCUCAUAUGAGAACAGUGCUUAUGGAUUGGCUCAUACAAGUACAGGUUCAUCAAGAUUUAUCCCAGCAUACUCUGCACCUGUGCGUGAAUCUGAUAGACAAGUUCCUCUCCAUUCAGAACGUCAUGCUCGACACACUGCAACUUCUUGGUAUAACUUCGCUCCUCAUUGCUGCCAAGUAUCAUGAAAGAUUUCCGCCAGAGAUCUGUGACCUGUGUCACCUUACAGACGGAACGUAUGAACCUAGUCAAGUUCUCAAAAUGGAACGCUACAUACUGAAGAAAUUGAACUUUGACCUCAAUAUUCCUGGACCCGUCAUAUUCUUGGAGAGAUUUCUUCUUGUGAACCAAUGCGAAAAGAAAAUGUUGAUCCAGAGUAUGUCGAUGUAUUUGCUUGAUUUAACCCUGACGGAGGCCACGUUUGUCCAUUUUUACCAUUCUCUGCUAGCAGCCAGCGCCAUCUAUAUCUCGCGAGAACUCUUGGGAUGUGACGUACUCUGGGAUCAAGCGUUUGCACACUACACCAAAUAUUCGGAGAACGACCUGAGUGAGUGUGUGAGAGCAAUGAAACGAACACUCUCAAAACUGAACAAGUCAAAGUUCACGGGUGCCAAGCAGAAGUACGCUCACCAUGAUUUCCACAGUAUCAGCAAACACAGGGUACUUAUCCCAGCCGAGUUGUGGCCCGAACACGAGCACGAGCAUGAGGAUCACGAGAAACUCAAGUCCAAUGAGACCCUCAUUAUGUGAGACAGCUGUUCCAAUAUGAUCAGUUCUGUAUAUCUGAAAUAACAAUAGCCUUUGAUGGCCUGACUGAAAAUAUAUUUUUGUUGCACUAAUCACGUACUUAAAAGAUGAGGCAAUAAUUUUACCAGCCUUGCCGUACAUUUUGUCCAUCGCUCAUAAAGAAGAAUUAACAGCAAUGACCAUCAUGGACUCUACAACGAGUAUUUCACUAUUCGAAAACGAGACCAUAUUUAUGUUAGCUGUGAAAAGUUUAUUAUAAGCAGUAUUUCUGAUUGAUAUUGGCGUUUGCAAAUGUGUAUUAGAGAGCGAAAAAGUCACAGCUCUAUACAUUGAUGUUUGUUCUUCCUGGUUCGUGUUUGAUUUUGUUGUAUCUAUAUUUGUGUUCUACACUUCUUUCAGUUUCUACAUUGUUUCUAUUUAUGAUAUCUGUAUG